This is a messenger RNA of Amoebophrya sp. A25, 2448 nucleotides long. The record is from the annotation of a GenBank genome assembly. Lineage: Eukaryota; Dinophyceae; Syndiniales; Amoebophryaceae.
GGAAAUAAAACCGAAAAAGCAGGGCUAAGGGGCUACGCCAGGUUGUUUCUAGACGAUACUGCAGCUUCUUUUUUCACUUUCAGCUUCUUGUUUCAUUUGAGCUUCUUUUUUCAAUUUCUUCAUGGUUUUGGAACGGUUCAGUCUUCGUCUUGCUACUUCACAGUUUCUUUUAUUUCCGUAGUUUUUUAGCUUAAGGACUCAAUUUAGUAGAUUCAGUCUUCUAGGAAAAGCAAAGAUGUUUCUCGACAUCAUGGGACUAAGUUCCCUCUCUCCGUCUCAGUUCUUCCGCAGUUGCGAGGAGGGUGGGUCGCGGUCGAGCACUAGCAAGCAGAGACCAACCACUUCAACUACAAACACCAGGACGAGAAGAUCUUCUCCAUCUAGUUGUAGAAGACCGACAAGUUGUAGGUUCCUUUGCCUAGCAGCAGUUUCGACGCUAUGUCUAGUAGAGGGCGCAGCAGCGACAGAUCCUGUCCUAGGCUCUCCAGGCGAUAGCAGAACUCUCUGUGCACCAGCAGUUCUACGAACGCCUUUGCAGAAACUCGAGCUGCAGCUUUCAUGGCCCGCUGCUAGCACUACUUCUGGCUACAAGAAACUGCGUGAAAGCCUAGGUUUCUUCGCUGGCGCCGGAGGGAGCGGUGGAGCCUCUUCCUCAGUGCCAUUCCACAUCAUCGGAAACCCAGUUAGAAAGGGCCUUCUCUGCCAGUUUCUGCACACACAUGCUCAUCACUAUGUGACGAAACUACUUGCACCGUUGAUGUGUGAGGACUGCAGCAAUGGCUGUGCGCCACCCUGUGUGCCAUAUAUGCAGUACGGAAAAACGACAAGCAAGGAUGGAAAGGCGGACAGUGUUGCUGAAACGGACGAUGACUUAUUGGAAAGUGGUGGAGUGAAGAUUAUGACUUCUGUUGUUUUUGCUGUAUGUCGUGUUUACUACUGACAUCUUUUUAACAAGUUCAAGUAACUACAGGUUUUCAUGUUGUGAUCCUUCAACUUUGUUCAUCAUGCAUCCUGAUAAUAAUUUUCAACAAGUAUAACAGUAAAAUCUUAUCAGUCCUCCUCUGACACUUAAGUAGUAUGUCCAUGCAAGUCAUUCUCAUUUGAACCACAACCAAGAGGUUGUUUUUACAACCUUCUACUCUAAUACCCAAGACUCCGGCGAAAUGCGGUAUGCUUGCGAGAUCAAUUCUCCUACGCAAUGCCUCUUCCUUGAAACGCCAACCGGCGCUUCUCUCCCAGCUGACUUGAAGGCGAACUGGAUAGUCCAGGUUGACGGCAUGCGCGUCAUCCUUCUCUUCGCAGGCAUCUUCUGCACUUUGUUUUACAAACCCUUAGGCAGGUCUGCGAUCGUCCACACCGUUCUCGGAGGACUCAUGGGGCUAGGCUUGUUCGUGGCGAUCGUGGCGUACUACAUGCUGAAACAAGCGAAGAAUGCAGUACCGGGUGGGAAUAGGACAUUUGCGAUGGUCAAUGUGUUGAUGGUGGUGACGCCAACAGUCGGGAUGUACCUCUACCAGACGUUUGCGCCAUCGUUUGCGAUGCUAGCGCAAAUGGUGACCACAGUGGCGCAGCUGAAAGAUCCGUACUACUUCUAGUUAUGACAUUUUUCUUCUCGAGCCUCCUGUCUUGAUGAUCUUCUUGAUUUGUCUCGAACCUCACCACAGGUAUUACGAAUUUCCUGUCGGCGCAGUUUUUCUCGGCAUAGCAGUUCUAGGCGGUGUCUGGCUCGGCCAAAAAGUUUUCGGUUCCUCAGCAAUGGAGGAAAUAUCAGGCGACGUGCCGUUUUUCAUCGCACCAAAUGGUGCCCGCGUAGACAUGGUCCCGGAUGAAGAUAGCACCAAUGCCGCACGACGAAUCCUCCAGUACUGCAUCUACGCCUUCGGAAUCAUCUCCGUUCUACGAAGUACCACAGUUCCUUUGAUGAACUUAACGAUAUUGGGAAUUCUUCUAGCGGGAAACACAGUGGUGCAUUUUCUGUGGACAUGGCAGAUGGCUAGACAAUCAAAUAGUAACCCUGUUGGUCGGACUGAAUUCAUUUCGCAAGCGGAAAUGCAGAAACGCUCGAAGGAAAACACCCAAAGGGAACUGGAGAAGCUACGAGCAUUUUUGGCAAGCAGAGACGGGAAAAAACAUAUCACGAAUGUACUAGACUUGUGAUGUAGUCGACGUAGUCCUGGGCCUCGUAAAUACGUUCAGAAGGCAAGCAUAAGUUAAAGUUAUCUCAUAGAUACAUUUACUCAACAGUAUCAGUAAUCUUCGGAUAGUUCGAAUUCUUGGAUUGAUGACAAUCGAUCAUUAUGAAAACAUCACUUCUCCCACUCCCAGGUCCGUAACUCCAACACCGAGCUUCGUGUCCGCCAGUUCGUAGAUGGCGGCAAUCAUGUGGAUUCGAAUCUGCUAGUCGAUGACGACGAUGAGACUGAUAAACCGUGGUGGAAGUUUUGGUGA